Molecule: messenger RNA, 1677 nt
Organism: Diaporthe amygdali
Lineage: Eukaryota; Fungi; Ascomycota; Sordariomycetes; Diaporthales; Diaporthaceae
Exons: 7
Coding region: 1-1677 (558 amino acids)
Biological process (GO): transmembrane transport
Molecular function (GO): transmembrane transporter activity
Source: RefSeq, a predicted model, not a curated record
AUGGCAGUAGAAGCAGGUGCUGGCCUGAACGGCCAUUCCUCCGACUCAUCUACAAUUCCCAAACCAACCACGAGUUCUGAAGGCAAUGACCUCCCGACUCAGCCAGACAUGAUGGACAAGGAAGAAGUCCCGAUUGAAUAUAUCCACGGCCCUCGGUAUGGGUUCAUUUUCGCGACUAUCGCAAUCAUGAUGUUUAUGACAAACAUGGAGAUCCCAGUCCUCAUUACAGCUUUGGUUGCUAUCACUAAGGAUCUUGGUGGUUUUGGCGAUGUGAGUUGGGUAGUUUCCAGCUACCUCCUGGGUUAUGUCGCCGUCAUCGUCAUCUUCGCCAAAUUCAGUGACAUUUUCGGCCGAAAGCCCAUCUUCUUGCUGUCCACUGCUAUCUUCAUCAUAUUUUCGGCCGCCUGUAGUGCCGCCCAGACAUUGACACAACUCAUUAUCUUUCGAGCUUUCCAGGGCAUCGGCGGUGGCGGAUGCUUCUCUCUCUGCACGAUCAUGAUUUUCGACCUCGUGCCGCCAGAUAAGUAUGCACAGGUUGUAGCGAAUGUUUCCAUAACAAAUGCUUUAGCUCUUCUCGCGGGACCUAUUGUUGGUGGAGCUAUAGCGGCCGAUACUACUUGGAGGUGGAUCUUCAUUAUCAAUGUUCCGAUUGCCGCCCCAGCCUUCAUUAUAACGGUCCUCGCUAUGCCGAAUGGUUUUCCAAACCAUGGGCAAAUAAGUCGUCGAAUGACAACAAGUAACAAAGGCCUCAUUGUAAAGAUUACGUCUGGACGCAUAGAUAUACCGGGAACGGUUUUGAUUCUCUUGGCCGUACUGGGGUUGACAGCUGCCUUUGAGGAGGCUGAUAAGCUGUUCCCAUGGAGAUCCGCAUACGUGAUAGCCUUAUUAGUCGUGUCUGGAAUCCUAUGGGUUUUGCUUAUUUUGUGGGAGAGGCACGUUACACUCUCCAACAGUGUUCGGGAACCAGUGCUGUCGUGGAGGUUUCUUACCAACAGCCAAAUGGUGGGCACAUUACUGAACUUUGUUCUGUUGGGAGGACCCACGGUCGUUGGAAUGUUCAUCAUUCCGCAGAGGUUCCAACUGGUCUAUGGCACUUCCGGGCUCGAUGCGGGUGUUAGGUUGAUCCCAUUCACUGCAGCCAUGCCGUUCAGCGCAAUAGUUGCAUCUGGCCUCGCCGGAAAGCACAAGGUCCCACCUUUGUAUCUCAUCAUAGCAGGUUCCUGUCUGCAAGUGAUUGGGUUCGCUAUGAUGGGCACACUGCCUUCGACACUUAGCAUACCUGCACGAAUUUACGGCGCUGAGCUCAUCGCCGGAUGGGGUUGCGGGAUGAACUUCACGUUGCUGUUCUUGAUAGUACCAUUUAUCAUUGAAAAACGCGACCACGCCAUUGGUCUUGCCGCUUCAUCGCAGUUCAGAUUGAUUGGUGGUUCAAUGGUUCUAGCCAUCUCAACUUCUGUCUUCAACAGCUAUGCGAGACCACGACUUCAAGACUUGGGUGCAGGUGACCCAGAUGCCAUGGUAUUAGUCCUCGCCACUCUUCCCAAGGCUAUACAAGAGCAGAUCCGGUACACUCUAGCCGAGGGGUACAGUCGCCAAGCCCUCACUCUUUGCGCAUCCGCCGCGCUACAAGUCCCCGCCUCUCUACUCAUGUGGAAGAAGAAAGCUCUGGUGGUUUAG